Molecule: messenger RNA, 330 nt
Organism: Echinostoma caproni
Lineage: Eukaryota; Metazoa; Platyhelminthes; Trematoda; Plagiorchiida; Echinostomatidae
Source: the annotation of a GenBank genome assembly
AUGUCUGGCUGCGCCACAUUAACACUACCACACACAGGACACAAACGUAACGAAGAAGGCCCAGAGCCCACCCCGGUAGGACGAAUUAUAAUGACCAUAUCUGCUCGAAAGGACAGGCCGGAGGAUGUACCCACUCAGUUGGAGACUGAUAAGGAAUUAUGGGCUACGGUGGCUCCUGGGUCUAGUGUAACCAUCAUCCCCUCCGCGGCACCUCAGCAACCGAGGACCAAGAGCAUGCUAGUGACAAAAAAUGAAGAGAGCACUUGGGAGGGUUGCCCGAGUGUGCUUAAGACACUAGUGGCACCAGUGCUAGGAGGAAGCGUGGGCUGA